CCGCCCUCCCCCCACGCGCGCCGCUCCGCGCGCGGAGCCCCACGCGCCACCGCCAUGGGAUGACGCUGCGGGCGCUGCGGGUCACGCUGCCGUGGACGUUCCGGCGGCGCUUUGCGGCGCUGCCGUUCCGGCGGCCUUGGUCGCCGCGGCACUUGGAUCUCCCAAGGCCACUACCCAAAGUCGGUGCCGAAGUGGAGGACAAGGACGAGGAGGAGCAGGUCGUCCGCAUCUCUGAGAUCACCCCAAAUCAGGUGAGGGAGCUCUUGCCGCCGGUGCUCCGCGGCCCCGGAGUCCAGGAUCUUUUUGCGGAAGUGAAGCGACCGCACCUGUCCAACCCUGAAAAAGGCGGCACGUCGAAGGCAACGCAUGGCGACACUGCCUGCGAGAAGGAGGUGAAGAGGUUGUGGUUGCAGCAUGAUGAUCAAGACUUCCUAGGCUUGCAGGAUGUGGGGCGCUUUGUGAAGCUCACCCGGGAGGACUUGCUGGAACAGCUCCCUGAAGGUGGCUGUGGCGAGCUAUUUCGUGACCUCACGUUGAUCCCCAGUCGCACCCGCGACGUGGGCUUGAUGGUGCGGAAGGUCACCGCGGAACUCAUUGAACAACUCGCAGAACUGCAGGAGCACACGGAUUCUCGAAACCGGAAGUGUAUUCCGAAGGCCGGUUUCCUCUUGGACGGCCACAAGGGCACCGGCAAGAGUCAGGUCCUCAACCUGCUGGCGAUGUGGGCGCGGAAGAAUGGCUGGCUGGUGGUCUUGGAGCCCUGCCCCGGACGAUACAGUCGUGAGAUCGCAGAGAUCAAGCGCUCCAACAACGGCGUGUACAUCCAAAGCGAGUUUGCGCAGCAGUUUCUGGAAGCCAUGUCCCUGGCCAACCGCUUGAUGCUGGAGGAGAUCCCCCUGGACCGGAGAAGCUACGGCUCUCGGAGCAUCGACGGAGAAGACCUGAAGGUCACGCGUCGGCUCUAUGAGCCUUUGAUUCAGAAGACCGUGGACACCGAGGUGGAGGCCGAAGGCCUCGGUGGCGUGGAGGAGCUGAAGCGCAUCGCCUCCUAUCGACGCCAGGUGCGGAUCCCUUCGAUGGUGGACGUGAUGCCGGAUCCGCAGAAUGUUUGGGAGAUUGUGGAGUUCGGCCUGGAAAACCCGGAGUAUGCUGUCCAGGCAGUUGCUGAGACCUUUGUACAACUGCAACGACAGAGGACUCAUCCUGUCUUGGUGGUGGUCGAUGCCUGGAACGAGUGUUUCCCAGUGUCAGAAUAUGUCUCAAUCCGCUAUGACAACACGCGCUUCAACGGCUACAUCCCCGCGUAUCAUCUUUCCAUGCCUCGGGCGCUCCACCGCUGGGACGGGCACCGCUUCCAACGGGGCCUGAAGCUUUGUGCCACCAGUUGGCAGCGCAGCAACCGACGGGACUAUCGACCGGAACUCCUCGGCGUCCAGGCUCACCAGAUUCGUACGGUGAGAAACUUUACACAGCAAGAGUUCGCCAACUACGUCAUGUACUUGCGCCUGAUGAAGGUCCUUCAUAAUUUUCCGGCAGAGGACUUGGAGUAUUUCUACAUGUUGACCCAAGGCAAUGGCUUCCAAGCCCGAAAGGUUCUCUCAACGCUCUACUGAGUGGUCGCCAGCGCGAAUGAGUGAGCCAGCACCAGCCGCGAAAAC
Molecule: messenger RNA, 1658 nt
Organism: Durusdinium trenchii
Lineage: Eukaryota; Dinophyceae; Suessiales; Symbiodiniaceae
Source: the annotation of a GenBank genome assembly